Molecule: messenger RNA, 36437 nt
Organism: Xyrichtys novacula (pearly razorfish)
Lineage: Eukaryota; Metazoa; Chordata; Actinopteri; Labriformes; Labridae
Source: the annotation of a GenBank genome assembly
AUGAUCGUCAUCUGCUUUAAAUCAAACAAACAGAAACAGACAAUAAGAAAAAGAAAAACAACAGUCAGAGCUCCUAACCUGGCCUCUGUUCAGGAAUUCUUGGUGCGCAGACUUUCAGGAAACUUCCGGAAACAUCGCUGCGAAGGCACUGAACCCCAGACAGAACAAAACAUCUUAACCGUGACAGAUCUGUGAACAAGAAAACAGAGACAUCAGCCUCAUAUAGUCUCCUUUUCUCAUUAUAAAGUAAUCUAAUUCAGGUCAGUAGCUUGGGUGUUCAUCUUGUCUCUAUCAUGUAAAUAUUGUCAGGUGUAAUGAGCAGUGAUCGUUACAAACACCUGGGUCCGGGACUGUACCAAACACCUGAAACAGAGGGGGGUGGGUUUACCUUUUGUUUGUCUUUCGUUCAUUUUGAUUUGAUCUGUUCACGUCGCUCGCAGCUGUCUGACAAGUUUUGUUCAUAUUUAUUUAACACCUGUGUCCCUGUCAUUUUAGAAGAAUCACAGAUGCUGGCUCGAUAACACAUUAAGUAGAGGACACAGUGCCCAUUGUUUUUUAAAGAGAUUGUCAAAUUUUGAUCAUGAUCCAAUUAAUAAUUGGUACAGUUUUAUCUGUGUUUGUGAACGCAGAAACGAGCUGUGUUAAAAGAAAGUGGCUUUUGGAAGUGAUAUUAAACCCAUGCAGAGAUUUCCACUGCAGAGUCUGGUCCGUUUUUAACGCAGAGCUGAAGAUCAGGACCAUCCAGUAUUGCCUCUUGUGUGCAGUGAUUUCUCUAGAUCCUCUGAUUUAUUUAUUUUAUGUAUGCAGAUGAUCAAAUCCCAAUAUUCUAGCAGUUUUAUGCUGAAAAGCACCACUCUGAAAUUGUUGAACUACUUGCUCACUCAGUCUCUCACAGAGUACUGAACCAUAUGUACUCAUAAGGCUCUGUCUCUUAUAAUAGACCGCCCAGUCAUGUUACUAACCUCAUUAGUUGGGGGGUGUGUUAUUUUUGACAUUACACAACUUGUCUGAUUUUAUUGUCCUUGCUCUAAUUUUUUUCAAAACCAAACUAAAACAUUGAGUUUUAAAAAAUAUAUUUUAAUACCAAGUCACGGUAAAUGACUGUUUUUUUUUUUCCACACAUCUCCUCCCUGUAAAUUUGGAUAAUUUUGCACACACAUCAUACAUGUAAAAUACUUCAGAGUCAGUACAAAAAUGAACUGUAUCAUAUGCGUGUCCAUGAGAUUACAGUUCGUGUCUCCACACUCGCAGUCUUUGAGUGUCUUAUUGGUGAUCUCUUGUUAUAAGAGUUUUAUUCCUGUGGUUUAAGAUCUCCUUCCAGGUGUUGAACCUGCUGCAGCUAAUUGAUCCCAUUUACCAAUAAAAGCAUCAGUAAGCUCUAACACUGAUGUUUGGGGAUGAAUUCUGGCUUCCUGUCAACAUUUCACUUGUAGCUUAAGGUGUUAUGCCGCUUUCAGGUCAGGGCUUGGUUACAGUUUAACUUUUAACCUUUUUCCUUAACGUGAGAUCAAAUCUUGACUGGAAAUUUUACUCUUCAUGAAAGUAUAAAUGACAUACUCUUGUGUAUGCACGUGUCUGUUUACACUGUGCAGCGAUGACAGCAGACUGAAGGCUGCUGGGUGCAGACAGGUUGCAUUUCAGGACAGACAGUUUUCCUCUCAGCAGCGCCCUCCUCCGGCCUGCUGCUGCACUGCGAGGAGAAGCUGAGUCGACCCGGUGAGCGACUGCCGCUGAAGAGACAACACCGCUGUCUGCACUCAGGUAAGAAAACACCCCCGUUUUGCUUUUAUUUCACGAAUUAAAUCCCAGUGUGAUUCACCCACCGAGCGGCUGAUGUGUGCGCACACCGCUGUGUCGUCCUCCUCCAUCGGCAUUCGUCUUGUCACUUAAUAUUUUUUGCAUGAGGGUGGAGAGGCUGGGCCUGUGUGCGUUUACACGUAUAGAAAUAUCAUGCACAUGAACGAGAAGCAUAUUUCUGACAUCUCACGGCUGCACGGACCCUCCAGCUGGAGCUUUUUUGGGGGGUGUUUUAAAAUCCCAGACCUAAAUUACGCGGGUUCUCAAUGUUCAUCGAUCCAAAUCUACAAGAAACAGAAAGAAAAACGUGUUUUUGUUGCAGCCAUCGUCGCUCCAGCUCAGGAGGAGCAGCAAUCGCCUCCCUCCAAACAUUCUCAUUCUGCAUGUUUUCUCCUCAGUCAAAGCAGGAGGAGAAAAACACCGAAAAUAUCUCCAUCGUGCAUCCUCCGGAGCAGGUCCUGCUUUCGCUCCGGCAGCACGGAGAUUGUCCUUGCGCGCGGUAACAAGACUAAUCCGCCAGAAUAUUUAUAAUCUCAUUAUAAAAGGAUUCCCUGGGGACAACAAUGUAAUGUUAUUUCCCCGAUAUUCAGUCCGAUUGAGCGGCAGUAAACACCUCUUUUCUUUGUGUGCUUUGCGCGCAGUGUGAGGUGGAAUCGGUGUCUGUAUGCACUCUCACGUUGUUGUUUUUUUCCUCUCCCGUUAUUCUGGAUCUUUCGCUUCUUUCUUGCAUCUGAGGGCCUAAAUGGGUUCAAGCAUAGCUGUACGUGCGGCACAGAUGCGCUCUUUUCCUCUCUAACCUGGUUCCCUGCAUGUAAAGCAAUGUAAAAACAAGCCCUCCCUUGUGUAUUCCCUCAUUUACAUGUAUUCCCCCCCGAAUGUCCAUGUUCCUGCAUUAUUUAGAGAGCGCUUUUCUGCUGGGAAUCGGGGAUAAUGAUGCGGUGCUUGUGCGCAAAUGCCAAGCCCAUUUUUCAUGUGAGAGUCCGCACAGCAGCGUCUCUUCGCUGUCAGUGAACCGGGCUGCUUAUCUGACACGUAUGGGCUCCUCAGUAAUCCGCACGGGGUCAAUGGACGGGGUCUGAUCCACAGUGGGUGCAGAAACAGCCUUUCACCAUGAAGCCAAAUGAAAACAAAGGCUUUAAUUCGUCGUUUGCGUGUCAGCAGUGCUCAAACCUGCUCUGAUGGACACCGUGGAUUAAGUGGAAAGAGGCUGCUCUUCCACCGUCACACCUCUCCUCCAUCCUCAUGAGGAGAGCCAGGUUCUUGUGCGUAACGUUACAAGCAAGGAGGAGGAGGAGGUGGUGGUGGUGGUGGUGGUGGGGGUGAAACGGGCAUGUUGUGGGCUGUAACCGCAGCUGGAAGCCAUUCCAAGCGGCCAGCUGAUCCGCGGAAAGGAAUGAAAGACAUCUCCGCGUCAUUUUGUUCAUGUCUGGAUUAGUUUCUGCAGCCUGUUGGCAAGAGUUGAUUCCAGAGAGAUGGAUGGAUGGGUGAGGGCAGACAGAGACCCCUCCCAUCGCAGGGACAGCUGAGGAAGAGGUUCAAAGUUUCAUCUGGUUUAUCUUCGGUCCUCGGACCAAGAACGGAGGCCAUAUUGUUUGUUCAGUUUUCAGCAAUAACAGUGUGUUAUCAGCCCUUAAAUGGCCGUUAUCAGCUGACAGCAGGAUGUGAGUUUGAAGACCACAGUCAGUACCUCUGAGCAGCUGAGUCAGCCCUUAUCGACCAUGACGUCACUCACUGAUUUUGGCGCGCAGUUGGGAAGUCUCGAUAUUUACCACCGCCAUGUUUAUUUGCUUUUUGAGUCUGGAGUGAGCAAAUAAGAGGGCAAAAAUAAAAAUUAAUGACUCAUUUAGUCAUAAAAAACUAGCUUUCCUGUCUCUGUACAUGAUGCUGCAUUCAAAAUAGAACUAGCUAAUUUGCUGUGUCUUGUUGUUAAAGGGAUAUUCCGGCGUAAAAUUAAGCUAGGGUCAAACACUGCAACACCAAGUGAGACACCCCGUCGAGAGAUGAAUGUUGCCGACCGCUUGCUUCUCUAGUUAUACCAACUUUAGUAACGACCGCAUGAUCACAAUUCAGAGAGCCAUGCGCUCAACCAAAAGGCCACUCUAUAGCCACAAAUAAUGCUAAGAACAGCACCUAACUUCAUCAACAGGACAUAAAGGGUCCCAGCUAUAGUGCCAGCCACCAAACAUCUUUUAGCUUUGCCUGAUUUCAAACACUACUCACCCUCUCUUCCAGCAGCCACUUGUUCUCUAUCAAUAUGGCCAACAACGAUGAAUCCACCUACAGAAGCCUCUAGCUGAGGCCUAAAUAAUAAGACAAUCUGUUGGAAUACAACGGUUGUCAAAAAGAAAUCUCCAAAUGGUACAGGCAACACUUACAUGGUAAAAAGGUCAGGUUUAGUGUCUGACAGUAGCUUAAGCAACACCUGCCAGACCAGUAGCUAAAAGAGACCUCUCAAACACAGCAGCCUAUUGCUCUAGUUACACAUAAAAUUAUACGACAAAGCUGUAAAAUAAAGCCCCCCAACACAUAUCAUGAAUUAUGGAAAAAUUGGAUUAAAACCCUUACUGUCUAUUUGUACAUGGCUGUCAAUACCUGAAAUGAUGCUUUAAAGUCUGGCUCUUCAACAUGGGGCCUAAUUUGGACAGAUUCAUUUUUGGCGUCAACCUCUAGGGGCCACUGAAGGCACUGCAGUUUUUGGGACCUUCACAAUGUUAUGUUUUUAAGUCUCUGAAAAUACAAGGGUGCAACUUGACUCAGAGGAGACUGGAAAACUGAGAGCCUAUCUUUCUAGUUUCAGGUUUGAUGGAGUAAAUUGUUUUGAUUAAUAAGACAAACUGUUUUCUUUUAUCUGAUGUGCUGAGUUUUGUGAAAACGUAAGAGUAAAUAUUCAAACAAAGCUGCAGGUUGACUGUGCUGUUUCAGGUCUUUCAUUGUAAAAAUCACUCCUCUGAUUUUAGAUGCUGACGUGAGUGAGUCACCAGCCUCAGAAACACAUGCAUUAUGAAAUGAGCCUUCAGCAGAGUGCUCCAUUUAGCAGACACUGACAGGCUACUGCCACGCACAGGCUCAGGUCCAAAAGUGACCGCAUCCAACCAGCCAGCCUCAUUUUGGAAGGGCCUAUCUGGGGAGCUUAGCCUGGCAACACCAACGACAUCACCAAAAUUACUUUUCUACAGGCGAGCUUUUUAUAUAAGUUAGAAAGAUUUAGCGUAUUAAAAGACUCAAAGCUGACACAAUAAGAUGAUUGAUCGACUACUGGUUUAAUUCCUUAUAUUCUCAGGUUUUAGCUCCUCAAAUGUGAAGAUUUCAUUUCACAAGAAUGUAGCUGGAGCUCUCUCUCCAAACCCCUACAGAUUUACAUAUAUAAACAAGGAUAAAGUAAAAGUUUCUUAUGUAAAAGUAGGGCUAAAGAGACGAAAAAUACGCCAUCUAUGUAUCAUAUUGGAUAAAACAAGAUGACUGUUUUAUUUCAUAGACAAAACUAUUAUUUAAUACAACAGCUUAACACAAUAACUGAUGAUUUAACACUGUGGUUUAACUUUUGACUAAAUACCACAUAUAAUAACAAGAGCUAAUUAUCACUUUUGUCAUUAAAAGACAUCUAUACGAAUUUCUGUCUCUUUCACAGACGUCUCAAAAUUUCCUCACUGGAGCUUCAAGUGUAAAUCCAUUCAGAUGCACUGUAAUAAAAGUAGUUAAACCGCACAGCUGUAAGGUUGCCAAGGAAGACACUCAGACGUCUGUCAGUUUGUGUCGUCUCGUUACAUAGAAGAAGAAAAGCCACGCUUGGCUUUAAACCGCAUUCUUGUACACAGUUAAUUGGCACCAUGCUGAUUGAGGACUUUGGCUCAUUGCACCAGAAGAAGAACACGUGUGUGUGUGUGUGAGUGUCUGUGUGCGGCUUGUGUACAUAUUGAAACAUCCAGCAGCUGGAGUAUCUGAUUAUUUUGCACCAUGACAACAUGAGAAGAAUUCCUCAUAUUUUGAAAUCCAUGCUGCGUGAUGGCAGAGUGGAAAAUGUCUUGGCGUGUUUUUCGCUGCUCUGCGAACUGGAGCUGAAAUAGAUCCCUGAUUACGUAACAGAUGUCUCGUUCUAAGAGGCUACAGAGUGUUUAACCUGAAAGGAGGAUGUGUGGAAAGGUAGUAGGGUGUGGUAAGAUCCUGGAGGAUUGGAAACAAAGGUAGAAAAUGUGACUGAGCUUCACGGCUCCUGAACAUGUGUAUCUGCUGGUACAGAUGCUGAGCAGAAGGCCGGCCCUGAACGAUCCCUUCCAGCGUUUAGAUGGAGGCAAAAUCGAAACGGGCUCCACCUUCAGCCCCCUCCUCUGCAGGGCAGGGCCUUCAUUAGAAAAGGUAGAGUCAGUGUGUGGCUGCCGGAGGCUCGGUGGGGGGAGAAUGGCAGAGAAAGAGAGAGAAAGAGGGGAGGAUGAGGAGGGAAAAAGUAGGUCAGAGAUACAGAAGCAGCCAAGCAUGAGAGCAGCAUCCUCGUCUCUCAGCUGAGCGACGAGCAGGCAGGCCGAAACACAGCAGCAGACACACGCCUUUGUGUUCAUUUUUUCAUGUAUUUUCAGCUAAAACGACGACAUGAUCGACCAUUUAGUUAAUAUUUUCCAUAAAUUCAUUCCCCGGCUCUCAUACACGUGUAUUUCUGCUUCAUGCUUUGUCUGUAAUUCAAAUGGAAAACCUUUUUUUUCCUGCUACUAGACAGACAGGUAAAGCCUUUUAAAUAUGUGAACAUGAGCACUUGACUUUCAUUAUUUAAUAGGUGAGGCUUUAAUAUUCGAAUCAUCAUGAAGGACACUCAUGUUCAGGUCUGUGAGGUACUCUUUGACCUACAGCAGAACAGAAACCGUCAGACAACUGGGACGACUAAAUCUGUGAGAUAGAACAUGAAUAGCAACAGCCUUCCUAAACAGCAGAGGGUGCUAUCUACCCUCAGUUUCUCAUGUUGUCUGUAGCUGGAUAAAAGUGUUCAGACAUGACGGCAGCAGGUGAAGGUUUGCAGUUAUGGGUUAUAAGCAGUACAACACAUAGUCCUCGUCUGGAGGUAGGAGAUAAAGAUAAAGGAGGUAGAGAUCUUGUGGAGGUGCAAAUAAAUCAAACAUUUUAUUCUAAUAUUCUUAAACCUUGUUUACUUCUACACUUUCUACUUCUAUGCCAUUAUAAACAUUACUUAUGUGCUGGGUUGUCACUCCAUUUGCAACAGUCCUGCUAUCUUCCUUUGUUUGUGCACAUGGCAACCAAAUCUAAUCGAGUCUAUUGGAGAGUAUCAUGUUUGCGCCGGAGCCGAUAAAUGUUGAAAUGCUCUUGAUCUUGCACUUGGGAUGUACAGUUGCUGAACUGGCUGCUGAAUUACGGACAGUCUUACAGUAAAUGUUGUAAGUGCAGGAAGCGAUAUUUUUUUGUAGGAUGGUAGGGUUAGGUCCCGCCUCCUUCGCCUCUGAUUGGCUAGAAAAGCUGGAAACGUCGAACAGAAUAUUACAAAACAUCAUUGCGCUUUUAAAUCUCUUAAUCCUAAUCCUAACCCUAACCCGACAGAUGAUGACGUUUCGCAGCCAUAAGGAAUAACCAAUCGGCGCCCAGCACUUCUAGCCAAUAAGAAGCGAAGGAGGGCGCAUGAACUACCAUACAACCCAGAAGACCAAUCACAAGGCUUGCGCUCAGCACUGUGUAAUCUUCAUCCAUAAGUUAAGUUAUAUAUGUGAGCUUUUUCAUUUACUUUUUCAUGUACUACAAGAACCCAUGACGUGAGCUAACAUGUAGUUAUAGAUACAGAAAUAUUAACCUGGCUUUAGAGCCGUUUUCCUCUGAUCUCCUGCAGCCUUUCAAAAUAAAAGCACACUGCACUGAUGCAGAAAGGCUGAAAACUGUAGUUUAUUGACUCAAUAAUCAGUUCAUUAUCUAAGUUUAGGAUUAAGUGUGUCACAAACAUACAAAACAUGCACACUGUUUGAUGAAACUCAAAUCAAUGAAAUAACUAAACAGUAUAAAUAUGAAGCUGUGGGACUCUCUUACUACACCGUGUAAGACACUAGAAAACAAACACGGCUGAGGCAGGUAAACAGCAGCAGUGUAAAUAUUGUAAAUAUUACAAACAGUGCAGUAAUGAGCAGAUAAGUACAAGAGAGAAAAAACACAGUUAUGUUAAUCGAGUCCUCAUUUAGGUCAUUUUUAAAGCAAAAUUUACAAAAUAUAUAUACUCCAAAUGUCUAAAAAAAUGUGUGUUUCCUCUUUUCUUUCUGAGAUUUGAACAUUGCUAAGCGGUCAUGUUGGCUCUGAUGGGCAUAAAGCUGCAGACUGUGUAAAGUCUAUACUCAAAAAGCCCCUGUGAGUGGCCUACAGCAAAAGUCAUUGAUUUUCACCAUAGUCAAUAAAUCUCAAGAGACAUUUCAGAAGGAUGGUCUAAAAUGAAGCAGAACAGGCGGGGAUUUCCCGAGUUUGAGUCUCUAAUAUGGGUCAAGCUCUGACAACACUAUGCUGAUAUAGUCUCCUCUGAUUGACUAUUAAUGUCUUGUAAAUACCCUCCAUUUUCAGAAGCCAAAACCCACCGCUUUAGAGCCAAGCCAAGAAAUGAAAUUUUAAAGAGAAGAUGUUGCACAACUUCUAAACUAAUGCGUGAGUGUAAAAUUAGAAUCUCCCUCAGAGAAAUCUGAAUUUUGGAGCAUCUCACUUUGAAUCUGUGGUUAAAAAGCACUUGUCACUUCAGACUGCUGCUGGAUCUGUGUCAACAGCCCUGUUGACCGCACUUCUCCUUGCAGAGCCAUCUUAGCGGUUUGCUCUGGAGGCUGGGGCCGGUGCCAAGAUUACAUUUUCACACGGCCCUGAGAGGAACAAGCUGCAUCAGCAGACCUUUCAGCCCUUUUCCCCUCCAUGAAGCUGCGACAAAACCUGCUGUCACGUCCCCUUUCUGCUGCAGGUGAAAUUUGUGAGCCUGUUUUGUCCCGAAGCAAAUCAUCUGAAGGGCCUGAACUCUCGACACAAUCAGUGACUGAGGGGUGUGGAGAUGAGAGUGAGAGCGCUCUUGUUUACAGACUACUUUACAGCGGGCUGCUGUAGUACAGCUCUGCCGCAGAUUCAUGUACUCUUCUGUGUACACACGAGUAUCAGCUGGAGGAUCCAGUUCUUAUCAGCCCUCAGAGCCUUCAGUGUGUUUGCUCUCUAACCGUCUGAGCUCCCGGAUGCAGAUCGAGGGAUUGUCAGAGGGAUUGUCUUCAUUGGCAGGGCUGCAGCUUUCUUGUUGUUUGGAUUCUGUCAUGUGUAAUGUUACAAUGGGAGUCUUGUCCCCGAGCACUGACAGUACACUAUUCAUUAGAGUUUCAAUGGGACACAAAGCAUCACUCAGAUUUAUCUUUAAAAAGAAUUUAACCUCCUCUUUUUUUAGAUGCACUUUUUAAAGGGAUGAAUUAUUUUAUAUUCUGUAUUUCUCUACCUAAGGAAUGACUAGAACUAAGAGUAUGUCGGUCAGUCUCUCCAACACUCUCUUUGUCCUUCGGCUCAAAGCCUGUCCAGUUCUCGGACCUUUGAAUGACUGCCUACAUCUCUGAUUAUUUCAGAGUCAAAAAGGUCCGCUGUCGUGCUCGUCUGCGCUUUUUUUUCCACCACUUGGGGAACAAACAGAGCCAACUAGUGAUUGGUUGGUCGCUCUGAGAAUGGGGACAUUGUGUUCUUGCACCAGCGCCAGAAAAAUAGCAAAAGACAGGGCCACAAAGUUGGCAGCAAGCGUGGAGGAGAUCGAUGAGGGUGACCAGGUUGUUGUAAGUGAACUGAGAGAAAUAAUAACCCUUAAACUCGCAUUUGAAGUUGAGUCAGUGGCGAUUAACAACAUCUGCUUUUGUGUGGACAGAAUAGAAGUGUCAGGAUGGAUGCCUGUCUGCUGCUGAUUGGUACAGCACACGAUGGAUAUUAACGAACGUGAGAGGGAUGUGCAGAUGAAAGAUGGCAGAAAGAAAAAUGAAGCUCAGUCUCAAAGUUGUACGGUUACAGAGUAGGUCACAAAAACAAUGUCAUAUUUUUUAAAAGGGAAAUUAACCUCACGGAUCAACUGCUCAGUGCUGUGGUGCAAAGACGUAGUAUGUUUAUUGGGACUUCUUUUAGCGUUGGAUUAGUUCACAAUUUGUGUUUCAUUACGUCUCUAAGGCUGCAGGAUAUAACACUGUAACUUACUGAUGUGUUUCAAAGUCCAAAUUUUUAAUAAUGAAUCAAAAUGCUUUUUGUUAAGUAUUAAAUAUUAUGUAUGAUUUAAAUUUUAAAUCAUGCAUAAUAUUUAUAGAUAUAGAUAUAUUAAUCUCACGAUAUAUAGUACAUCUAAUUGUUAAAUUUAGACCUAAAUGUUGAAUUUACAUGUAAAAUAUAAUUUUAGGAAAAGAUAUCAAGUCCAUUCAUUUUUUAAGACUUGACAUUAAACAUUCAAAUCUAAUUUGACAUUUAUUUUUAAUUUAAAACUUUUUUAUUCAACAGUGAUAUAAGCUGUCAAAUGAUUUUAAUGGCAUAAAUAAAUCAAACAAAGUUCACUCAGAGAAUUAAAUUAAAAAAGUGACUGAAAAAUUUAAGCCAUAUUUGUUUGUUUUUACUCUAAAUGUGGAGAAAUGUUGCUUAAUUUAGUGGAAUAUUCAGGAUAAAUUCAGUUGUUUUCUUUGUUUGUUUUGUUUCUUUUUUAAAAGUGCAAACCUUAGACUAUAGUCAACAUUGUGUAUUUGUUUUUUGGUCUUUUCUCAGUGUAGUGAAGUGGAUUUGUUGCCACUCUGUCCCAUUCAUGCUGUUUGAGCUGCUGGUGGAAUUCAGUUUAAACACCCAAGGUCAGAGGAUACGAGGAGCAUAGAGAGGAGGUCACAUAGCUGACGCUGAGCGCUCCUGUAAGAGAGGUUUUAUUGGGCUGGGUAACCACGGCAACAGUUGGGGUGGAGUUACCAUGGAAACGGUUUAGGCGUUGCUGGCUGUAAAGAAGACAAUCACAUCAAGUGCCGUCACAUCGCUGCUGGAGAGGAGGAGAGGGGGAGGAACUGAGAUCCUUUAGUCAACGUGAAGUGUGAGAACCCUCUGCUACAAAUACAAGUACUGCAUUAAAAACUGCACAAGUAUUAUCAGUGACAAUCACACAGAUUAUCAAAUACUGUAGCUUAAAGUCCUUUGGGCUGAGCUUGCCUUGGUAGCCUGCCUGGACUAACACUAUGCUCAAUUUCUAUGUAACAUCUUAACAUAAAAUCGAUAAAUACAGGCUUUCCCCAACCCGCAUGAGACCUCGCCUCCAUAUGUAGAGAAAUAAAGUGUAAAAUAUCAUCAUAUAGACAUAAUCAAGUACAAGCCUGAGUAACCUGUAAGACUCACCCACACACAGCCCCUCAGAAAACACACUUCAGUCACUCACCACCACAGAGGAGCCUGAACAUUCAAAACAACAAUACAUUUAAUCAGUCACGAUUGAUCUCCCUCAUACUGAUGGAUGAUAUUUUAGUGAACUGAUGUGUCUUGGGGUCAGAGCAGGCCUUAACGUGGACCUCGUGAGCCGUGUUUGUGAGCAUGAGGCUGAAAAUAACCAUCAGAAGCUGACAAAUCUGCAUCAACAUACAAACAAGGAAAGAGCAGUUUGGCUCCAUCGCUGAUUACACCAUAAGCUCUCCGCACCGGCCUCGCCUUGGAGUUAGCAGUGUGUGUGUGUGUGUGUGUGUGAGUGUGUGUUUGUGUUUGUGGUGGACAGUGAUUUUGUGGGAUGGCAGUAUAUGAUUCAAACUGAAAAACUGCUGAUGUAACCAGAGGCUUGGGUUUAAUCUGAUAUCUAAUCCUCUUUUUAUGAGAUUUGACGCAUUCACAUCUCUGUGGUCGAAGGAGAGUGUUGGCACAUAAGGUUGACGUCCCGCAGAUAAAUGAAGAAUCAUUCAGUCUAUGUUUUUAUCUAUUAUGGUGACAAUAAUUAAGUAUAUUCAUGCUCACAUGAAAUCAAUCAUUAUGCUGAUUUAUAAUGGUGGCUAUUGUUAUGGACCUCUGCUUCAUACCACUCUGAGUUUUGGUGUUUUCUGAAGUUUUUCUGGGUUGUCUUAUCCUUACAGAGGAUUGGAGGAGGAGAGUGGUUGUUAGUGUUGUUGUAUGCAGAAAAACAUGACAAAUAGGGGAUCAUAGGUCACCUACGUCACAGGAGCUUCUUGUCCUUAAAGGCCACCAUCACUUUAAUGACAGGAGGGGUGAGCAAGGGGGGUUAUACAGGGCUUGACACGAACAUUUUCACAAGAGGCGCACAAUGAAAAUUGAUCAAAUAAUGGUCCAUUAUUCAACACCCAACGUUGACAGUGAGGGUGCCCAGUGGAUUUAACUGUGCUGCUGUUGUUAUUCCCAGUCAUGGAGAGUGAGAAGACACCGGUAGAUCUGCUGUGAAUGUCCAUUGGAUAUCGAACCUAAAACUAACUUCACCGCGGUAUUUACAUAAAAUUUGUAAUGUAACAUUUGUUGCCUUGGCUAAUUUUUUUACAAUUCGCACACAUCUAGUUUUAGUCGCAAAUGCAAGUGGUCGCACUGUCGAGCCUUGUUAUAGCUUGAACCUUAAAGUUAAAUAUUCCCAUUUCCGUGCACUAAACUUGAAUUUCUGAAUCACAGCCUCUCAAACAUGUCCGUGUGUAAUUUCUUAAUACUUUUUAGAGUUCUAAAACAAACAAAUCAAGUGUUAAUGAGGAAAUAAUCCAGAGAUUAUUCAUAUUACACAGAUUUUUAACCAACUUUAACCUCACUCCUCAGUAAAUUUGCAGACUUUGACACUUUCACAUUUCAGCAGAGAGCUUCUACAUGUUACAGAGUAUUUUAAAGAUGUGUUGUUGGCUUGGCUAUUAUCUGUGCUGUCAUUUGUGGGACAUGAAACAGAAGUGCUGCACUUGUUCAGAGCUGGUUGUUUAGGAAGUGGAACUUAUCUCAUCAAGGACGACGUGCACAUGGGCAGAAGGAACUAUUUUUAUCAGUCAGGCUGUAACAUGAAACACCGACCCCACGUCAGGAUGUAUAAAUAACUGCUUUUCACAGACACAGUGUCUGUUUACAUUUCACGGUGACGGACUGGAUUCUGCAGGCCGGAAGACGAAGUGUCCAUGAAGUACGCCAUCAUUAUAUUUAAUCCUUAAAUCCAGGCUUCCUCCUUCUUUUAUAUCCUCAUCUUCAUGUCUUGAACUUUUGCAGCCUGACCUGCGACUGGCAAUGGACUACAUGAACAACGCCUCCAACAGCUACAGCUCUGGAGACACCAUGAGCUCCACCUUAGCCAACAUGACCAUCAACGACCAGCACCAUCAGGAGAACGGGGUCCAGAUGGGACUGAGGAGCCCCGGAGACGCCAAAAUGAAAGGUCAGAAAUGAGACAGAGCAGCAGAGUCAAACAAAGAGAUGCUUCUUCUGUUAAUGUGCUCCCUGAACGCAGCUGAACGGUUGUCAAGGUGAUGUAACCCUGAUGACAUCAUUCUCAUUAUCUUUACACGAUUACGUCAUCGAUCAGCUCCGAUGUCCUGACAGGACCCAUCACAGAGGUUCACGCUCUGCAGCACUUUAAUAAACAGUAAAAACUGGUUCUUAGUCAGUGAGCUGGUAAAGUUACGGGUUAUGUAAGAUUUUUGUUUCCAAAUAAUAAAGAUGAACUUUAAGUCCUUAAAGAAAUUUAACAACUCGAAAUGCAUAAACACUAAUGAAAUAUCAGUUUUACAGUCUGUGUCUUACAGUGAGCAAACCUGCUGGGUUUCUGUUGUUCAGCAUCAAUAUUAUCGACUAACUGCAACAAGGAUGCUCUGAUCAGUUAUUAACCAUGCUUAAAAAUCAAUAUAUUAACUCAUUUAAAGUGCAAAUUAUGACGUUUAUUACGAUCUGUCAAAUAUCAGCUCCACAGAUAACACUCUCUCUACAAAAGUGAGAUGUAAACUGAUAAAUUAUUGACGUCUGUCCCUGAUAAAUAAUAAUAUAACUGUCUGAAAACUUUAGAUUGGACUGUGGCACAAAACGAUUUUACUUUAAAUGUAUAUGUACCACUGUGGGGCUGCAGCUGUGGUUUCGUCUUCAGAUGUGAUAAGACACAGAUGCUUAAUGAGGCGCCUUUCAAAUUAAAAGGUGAAAAUUUUACUAAUUCAAAAUUUGCAUUUUAUCCAUAAUCGUACAUUUUAUUUUGAAAUGGUUUUCUCCUCUGCUCCAUGACCUCUGAGGUGGUUAAGACACAUUAUCAAAAGCAUCAGUUAGCAGGUCAGUUCACUGCAGAAUCUUGUCGUCGCACUAACACACCUACAUAAUGAAGUAGUGGGUUGAUUUUCAGGUAUGCGCUUCAAUCAGACUUAAAAUAUACGACGCGAAAUUACGAAAUAUCCAGAGGCGAAUUUUGACACGCCUGACACAUCAAGUGUGAUGCGAUGUUGCUGAUGUGAACGCUUGUAUUGACAGAAUACGGGUUAAAAAAAAAUACUGACGUCCGAAAUAAUCGCACGAAAAAAACGCUCCCGGUGUGAAAGGACCUUUAAACUGGCAGAAGUGUUCUGACCAGUUCACACGUGGGCUCGCCGAAGUUAAACAGCAUAAACGCGACGUAAGACGUUCGUACAAGAAAAACUUGACAGGAGAGGGUAGGAGACGGUGCUGGUGUUUCCACUAUUUGACAUAAAACCCCUUAUGAAUCUACAGACUGUCUUGGUAUGUGAUGUAAUAUGUAAACCAGGAGACGGUCCAGUAGUAACCAAUCAAAAGAGGCGCUACCCACUCUCACAAACACAGAUAGACUUCAAACUGAUUCUCAUCUGCUGCUUGUUUUCUGUGAAAAUACAUCCGUCCAGUUCAAUCACCCGUUGAACUAAAACCAGAGCUUGACUCAAAUGCAGGAAACAGUAGACUCUGUUAUUUUGGGGGCUGAAGAUUUAAAAGUAAAGGAACCCCUGAGCUGCAAAAAUAGAGGAACCAAAAAUAAGCUCGGGGCGAAUGAUGACAUACUAUCUGCUGUAAAGAGAAGAAAAAAAUAAGCGGAGAGAUUCGAUGUGUUCAGAUUGUUGAUGGUCGCCCUUCCUCCUGAAAUGUCACUGGAUCAUGAUCGUUGAUCUUUCUCAGAGAUGAUGUAACGCUCCCACACCGCUGACAUUUUAUGUCACUUUGAAAAUCAACUAAAGUUUGUCUGACCGCUGAUUUCCUCUGCCAAAAACAAACCCCCCUUUUCUGAAUCAGCAGUUCGGUGUUUGGCUCGCCAGCAUUUGAUUGAUGUGAAACGACAGAUAAACAUCAGCCAGCGAAAUUGGAGCUUGGAGAAUUAUGUGCCAAGGGGCUGCUGGGGGUCAACGGGGCAAAAACUGGCUGAUACAGCUCCAUAUCAACAUUGGUGCAUCCCAGCGUUUUACAUGAUUUGGAUGAGUAUUGAUGCAUUUAUCCUCUUAUGUGCGGCGUGCGGCAUUCACACUGAUGAGCAACAGACAACUAAUGAUGAUGUUUUACUUACAAACGUCAUCAAACUGGAGGUUGUCAUUCUGAUCGAUGAUUGAUCAAUCGGAUUUCCAAACAUAUGCUACAUCCGGCUAACUUUUGGGGAACUCUGGAGCUACAAGGUCAAAGAUCACCCCAAACCGGCGCCACUCUCUUCCACGAUACAUUUCUAAAGCACCCCAAAGGGCAGGAUUUAGAUGUCCGUGAACAAUCCUCCAAAAGUCUCAGAGUUCCUGUGUAGAUUCGGGGCUGAGGCCGAGCACUGCAGAUUCUACUGUGCUUUGUUUUAAUCCCUCUUUACAUAAUGGAUACAAGACAUGCUUGACUGGCCCCGAGUGUCCCUCUGCAGCUGCACUGUGUUCCCUAAUCCAGACAUCUGGGUCAGAACAAGCCCUGUCUCCAUCCUGUGUCACUGUACGCUACCGAUUCAGCUCAUAAACAAUCAGGCUGUUUAUGAAGCACAGAAAAAUGAGGCUUUUUAAAUUCCUGACAGGGUUAUUAAUGUGAGGACAGAAAAGACAUGUCAAAGGACGGUGUAGUUUGUCAGCUGCGGCGUUUGUAAAAUAAAUAAUUACAGUCUAGACAGACUGUUCAGCUUGUAGCUAAUAAUCAGUCUUCAGUUUCUUCCCUCUCAUCCCAAUCGAACCAUAUGGCCAAUUAGUACGUAGCUUAGCGUUUCCCAGUUUACAGCCCUCUCUAGUGCAGUCGUUCUCCCCGUUUCUACUCCCCAUCAUCCCCUGCACAGACAGGAGGCAGCAGACAGAGUCAGAGCCAUCUGCAGUGAUAAACAGCUCAUUAACCAACAGUGAAACACAGAGUGAGUAUCUGAAUGUGUUUUCAGUAAACAACAUGGCGGAGUAGAGCGUGCUGGUGUAGGAGAGUGUGGUUAUAUCUGUGGUUGUUAGUCGUGAGUAGUUUCAUGUAAAAGUAGAACAGCUGGAUGUUGUAGUUUGAGUCAGAAAUCCUGAGUAAAAAUAGAUGAUGUCGUCAGAGACUUCAUUAAAAUUUGAUCAACUACAACAGAGUUAGAUGGGAAAAAUGGGAUUCUGCUGAAUCAGUAAAGGUUUGUUUCGACUCUCUGGCUCACUGCUUUACGAUUUCUGUUCAUCUAUCAGUUUAUGAAAGAGGAUAAUGAAGGCCAAUGGUGGGAGUCGCCAAAUUGGAAGGCUUGUGUUGAAGCCUUGGCCGAACCCUAAGUCAACCCUUGCAACACUACCAUGUGUCAGAUCAGCUACAUCCACAAUCGUGCCUCUUUGUCGGACUUUGAGAACGAGCGACAAAGUCCUAAACUGUUUUUUAACCAGGCUGUAAACAGGUUUAGUUCUGCUGUAAAAAUGUGCAUUGUGGUAUGAGCGCUUAAGUUUUUUUUUCCACUUCCACAUUUCUUCAUGUUUCAUCUCUGGUUGUUGACAUCUUUCAGGCAUUUCAUUUGUAACGCUGAUGAAGUUCAAGCUUUAUAAAAGCUGUUUUGUUGUUAAUUAAAGAGGAAUUUUGUGGCUUUUGUUGGCAGCAGAAAGACAAAGUUAGAGGAUCUGUAUCAGCUGACUCUUGUUGACUUAUCGAACUCUAUAAAUAUGUGGUUGGUUCUGCUGCAGUUUGGUCCCUAAUAUGAGGGAAAAGAUGGGUUUUUGGUGUAGCUGGCUAUAAUUCAAGGAAAACAUUUGGAAUUUUUUGAUUUGAUGAAGCAAAGGGAGAUAUGAAAAUGAAGACUGAGUUAUGACAGGUCUUGGUUUACACUUUUGCACUGAUUUUAUGCUGCGCUUUAGUGAGCAUUACAAGUACAUUUGAGAGUCUGCAUCGGUCUGCAAUAUUCUGCAAGUGUCGAACUUUGAACAAAUUAAAAUGUUUUAUUUACUUGCUGGUUUCUGCUGAUUGUGUCUAUGUUUACAGGACUGCUUUUUUGGCUCUGUGAUAUUAUUUCCCUCUUUUUUAAGUUUCUAUUCUGACGUGAUUGAAAUGUUAAAAUGUGCUUUAUUUUUAUGCUUGAAUUUCCUCUAACUUCUUUCUUUGGGGUGUUUAAUAGUUUAUUUGAAGUGUUUGUCUUGUUUACUGUACAGCACAGACUGUUGCCAAGGUUCUGAAUUCACUUUCACAGCUCACGAACAUCAGUUAUGUCUGAACACAAGUGUUUGAGACUAAUGUCCGCCCCUGUCACAAAAACCCUCCAGCUUGACCUCCAGUUUACCUCUGAUUCACAGAGGCUGAAGCAGCGCCUGCUGAGAAUGGAGUGAAAUCUGGGCCUGAACUCUCUCAGGCACAGAGCGGCCACUGUGACGACACGGUGCAACCCGGUACGCCCGCCUGCACUCCUCUUGUCAUGACGCUUAAACGCCAAAGACUUAACUCUUUAUUUUUAAACUCUUAUUUUAGUUUGUGUGCCGAUUAUCAGUUUAUUUCUCCUCUUGUAAGAAUAACUUUCUUUUCAGUGGUCUAAUCUAAGAAAUGCUCAUCUUAAUUUGCCUAAUUUCUUUUACCUCACAGUUUUAUUAUUUCAGCUUUACAGCUCUAACCCAUGCACGCCUUGAACCUGCUUACUGCCUGUUAUUUAAAGCCUGCUGGUGAAUUUAGGCACAUGCCCUGCAGCUGUGUUGUCACUGUGCAGUAAAAAAUAAGAGCCUGUUAUCCAGCGAACAUGCAGAAUCAGCAGUAGCGUGGAAAAAAAUGCCUCUUUAUGCCGGUAAGAAUUAACCACAGAAGCUCCACUCCGCUCUGGGCUGAGCACGCUUUGAUCAUAAACACUGAGACUGACAGCCGGUCCAGAGCCGAGUGGAAAGUUGUGUCAACAGGUUGAAAAGCCUCCUUGAUCUGUUAAACAGCACUAGAGUGUGUGAACAUGAGAAAUACCACAGCUGACCCGUAGCAGCUAACACCAGGUCAUGGGGACGCUGUCUCAGAGCUGAUUUAGCCAAGUUAACACGAGUAAACGUCCGCCAGAUUAGGGGUGGAUUUAAGGUUCAGUUAUAUUUGUUUCCUGACUCACUGACAUGAAUUUAACCCACAGAGGAGACGUCUGCAGGGAAAGCUGAGGCUGAGGCUGAGCUCUCAGGAAUAGAGGGCACCACAUGUGAAGACGAGGGGCAGCUUGGUAUGCCUCCAGUCUCUGAGCUCUUACUUUCUUUUCCAGCUGCUCGUGCUUUUCGGUUUGUUUUCUCAGGAAAAGUUUUGUUCAGACAUGUGCAUAUUUGCUUUGUUGCUCAGGAAAGCCAAGAUCAAUAUUUCUCCCAUGUGUUGAUAUGAAUUGAGUCUUUAAAAGCGGUGUAUUUUCAUUCAUAAAGAGGGGGCAGAGGGAAGUUUAAUAGAUUUGAGAGUUUAUGAAGGUUCAGUUUCCAAACUGUGUUAGCGACAACUGUAACAUUUCAAACAGAUUAAAAACUAGCAUUAAAGUUAUGUGGCUGACAUGACAGCUCUUUGAAAGUAAAGCCAAAGCUAUUGGAUAUCCUCCUACUAACUGGUUAUAAAACCCGCCCCUUCCAUGUUAACAGAUGAGACGCAGGUUAGAUUUGCAAAUUGAUAUACAUGUUGAAUUUUUUUUACCUUUAUGGUUGUUUCCAUCAUUUUAGUUUGUUAUUAUCAGGCUGAUUUAUGUCCAAAUGUUUAUUUUCUGAAAAUAUUUAAGUUAAAAUAAUUGUAACUGCUACCUACCAGCCAGGGCUGUAGACCUGCUUAACAGGUAGUGCUACAGUGCCAUGAAGCUAGAAAGGUCUACUACCCGGAUGUAAACAAAAACAGAUGUCAUGUCAUUUUUGAUCUGGAGAAAGGUUGAAUGCAGAAUAUGUCUGGUUAAAAUGGCAUAAAAAUACACAGGCAUGUGGAUAUUAACAAGCAAGAAGGAGGUUUGGAGGUUGGUGGUGCUUGCUCUGCUAGCCUACUAGCCAAUCUGUGAAUUUGGCUUCACUUUGUUAUAAUGAGUAGAUUGAGACAGUCAGUGAUGCUAACCAGGCUGGAUUCCCUCCUCUGUUCCUAGUCCAAGUUAAAUGGCCACUUGGAGAGUCUUAAAUAUUGAUCAUGCACCCGUGAGACAGUAUUGAUCUUGUUUUCUAAUUUGCUGUGUGAAGUUUCUAAUUUUCUUAAGUGGUGAAUUUUUCAUUUAUAAUAUAAAAUCUGCUCUUCUGUUCGCACUGGUUUUGAACUGAGCUUACUAUUUUUCUUUCAGCAUCAUUCCUGGAAAGGAGUGUUUGGCUUCUUCUUUUCUUCUCAUGCUUUGGCUAUAAUGUUUAAUACUCCUACGCUUCAGGACUACGACAUGAUCAUAAACAGGCUCAAACAUGGUCUUUUUUUAAAAAAAGAAAUAGACACUUACAUCCUGGCUAUUUCAGGAUGGCCAAACCGCAGAGAGAUUGAAGCCCGGUGUGAUGUGUUAAACAGAUGCGGCGCUCCCAGUUAAGGGAACAGCAGAGUAAUGUUAAAAACAGCUGAGCACGACCACAUGCACCAGCAGCAGCAGCAGCAGCAGCUUAGGUGUGGUGCUGGUGCACAUGACAGACAGACAUAAAACAUGUGGAUACGUCUGUGUGACUGCAAACACUCCCUGUUGAUGUUUUGGAGUGAUACUUCGAACAGAUAUUUGCUUUGGGGCUUUUGGCAUUAACUCAAGACAUGCUGUUUGUGGGCCUUGUAUUGAUUUCUUUGCAGUGAGUGUUUGAAUCCUUCACGAACGACAGAAAGUCAUUACUGCUCAUGUCCUAAUGUCUUUUCCAUCUGUCUCUUUAUGUCCAACCAGCAGCAGGAGGAGCAGCUCCAACAGGUAGGCUCUUUGUGUCUUAUUGAUCACACUCAGACUGCAUUUAUUUACCGCAGGAGAUAGAUAUGAACACAGUAAUGAGUCCUGGUGGAGCCCAGAGGAAACAGAACUGUUAGCUCUUUCAUAUCUGUCAUUCAGUGACUGAUUAGUUGGAUAAUGGUGCUGGUGUUUAUUCAGUCUGCGGUGUGACAGCAGGGAAACUCAAGACUCUGUUGGCUUUGAUUUCAAGAUAAUAAACUUGAAUAUAAACUAAUUCAAUUUUAAAUCAAUCAGCACAUUUAUAAACUUUGACCUCUACCUGUUGACAAUGUGGCAAAAAUGCUAAUGAGACUUACACCUAAAAAUUACAAACUAUUUAUCGGCCAUGAUGUUAAAACACACAAGAGGCUGAAUGAAAUGGACAUCAACCAAAUUGAAGAAAACAAACAUUUAGCAAUCACAGAUAGCAGCAGGGAGCUGGUUUUGGUAGUUUUACAGGACUGGUUGAGUGAAAACAGAAAGGCAACAGUCUUUAAAUGUUAUAAUUAAUGAUGGGGAAAUAAAUCUUUGAGUCUAAGGUAGUAAAUGUGUGAUUUAAGUGUUCAAUAUCAGAGUAAGUUAGAGGUUUCUGAUGCAAACAUGUUCAUUUUGUGACUUAUUUUUAUUUCACAUUGUAAAACUUGUAACUUCACUCCAGUUUUUAUCACUUUUUAAAGGUACAGUGUGUAGAAAUGGGGAUAAUUUGUGAUUCCUGGAUUGAAAUACUCCCUUGCUCACCCCUCUUGUCUGUGAAGCUAUGGUGGCCUUUGAGGACAAGAAGCAGCUGUCAAGAUUUUACCAUUACAAAUAUAUCAGGGCAAAUCAAAAACUACUUUCUUCUUUCUCUUCUAGAAAAACAUACUCAUGAAAUGCGAAAUUCUUCACCUUGUACCUUUAAAAGUUUUCUUUUCUGCUACGAAAACUUUGUUCAACAUGACUUUUUUUGGGGUGGGAGUAUAUUACCGUAGAGUCAAAUUCAAUCACUUUAUUCAUGCUCAAUAAUGACCAUAUUUUAGUGGUCUGUUUCACUCGAAUGCAUCACCUGUUGUCUGCCAGCCCAGUGUGAUGCAUUACUGUCCAUUUCCAUCUCAUUUCAUCUCACUGUGAACUGUUUCUUUUCCUCCACUAAUCAUGUCUCACUUUCUGGUUUUGCAUCGUCACUUUUUGUCACUCUUGUCUUCUGUUUUAUGAAACACGGUUAUCUUUAGUUUUCCUCUUCACGAACAUCGACUUCCCUGUUCUGUUCUCUUUCAUUAUCUUUUUGUUUUCAAUGGGGAGAUGGAAAACAAGUGCUGUGAAUGUCAUCAUUAAUCUGCUUUCCAAACAAAUUAGCAAAGCCCGGCUCUGGAGUCCGCAGUGAGUUUGCAUUUGUGGUUGAUGGGUCAAAGCCAGCUGAGGAUGGGACUUCUGCUGAGGGCGGUGACUUCGUGGGAGUUUCUUGCUCCCUGGACCCAGGAAGUGAGGCGGUGGGAGAGAGCGGGAAGAGGCUAAGUGACUCUUUAUGGGCCUCUGAAGACUUCAGCUGUGGUGCUGCAGGGAUUAGACGGGAUAAAUCGCCAAGUAGGAGGAGCCCCGAACGAACUGGAGCUGUGGAUCCUCUCAGGGCCAUCAGUCUGGACGCCUCUGAAUGCCUGGGUGAGAUGAGCAAUCUGCCCGGGAUGUCUUUGAUGCGCACAGCUGCUUUGGAAGAUCUCACAUCCAUUGGAGAUCGAGGGGGCCAGCUUGUCUUGGAGGAAACGGGAAAAGAUGGAGUGACUGCAAACAGGGCGGCUCUAAAGUCCUGCAGUGAUGCUGAAAGCAGAAACGUCGUCCAUGAAACUAAAAACCCUCCUCGCACCCAAAGUCUGUCCCACCCUAUUUUUGAUUCCUCUCCAGAAGAGCAUGGCAGUAGCAGCGUUUCCGACAUGGAUAGCCUCUUUACCAAACCGCCGUCUUGCACGCCAGCUGAAAACAGCAGCAGUGACUCAUCAUCACAUAGAGGUCGCUAUUCAAAGGCUGACAUUUCUAAUGACUCAGACAUGAGGAGCGAUGUGGCUCAGACCACCAGUACCGCUGCUGAUGUGCAGAAAACUCCCCCCCAGAGCUCUCCAGCCAGAAAGUCUCUGGUUCCAGUCGCAGUUUUCAAAGGUCUGUUUGCUGUCAUGUUCACCAGUUCAGAACCAGUCCUCCUCAGUUAACUCCUUCCACUUCUUUCUUUUACAACGCAGCUUUUUUUGCAGCACUCUCCCUCAGAGUUUUUUUCUACGGACAUUAACUUUGACCCGAGGAGAAGCUUGUUGUCCUCUCUCCCCACUUUCGAUUUUUGUUUCAUCUCUCCAUCUCUGCUCACUCUGCUGGUUAUGCGGCCCCAAGAACAAAAAAAAAAAAAAAAAAACACCUUAUGUUUUCCACGAGCACUUUGUGUCAUGAUGCAUGCUGCAUUAACCUCCAUCACCUAGAUCUGGUUUGUCUUUCUUUGCUGUGAGAAUGUGUUUGGGCACACACCUGGAGACAGACGCAGUCAUUUGAGUCACUUGAGCGGAUACUAGUGAGGAGAAAUUAAAGAUGUUCAAUUCCCAAAAUGGGGUCAAUCUCAAUUCUCUUUCUCUCUUCUGUCUGUAGCUCAAGCAAAGAUGGAUAACGGCUCUGCGGAUAAGGUAUGUAACAAAAGACACUGCCUAACGUCCAUCACCUCUCAUUCUCUCUUUAAAAGGACUGCUCUGGUUUAUUAUGACCCAGGAGAACACUGAUGGCCGUUUUUUUUAUAUAUCUUUUUACACUAUAUUGGAAAUGCUGACUCAACUUAACUUUGGUCGACCUCCUAGAGCUACAGUGUUCCCACCUGUCAGUCAAGUCAGCCAUGUCUCUGAUUCUUAUAACAAUAACAAUCGUAUAACGUUAGAAACAAACUUUUCGUACGUCUGCAUCAGCUUCAUUUCCCAAGACUGGAGGUUGCCGCUUAGUCUAAAAGGAUUUAGUUAAUUUUAAAUAAAAAUACGUCAUCAUCCUGAAAUAGACCAAUCAAAAUUUAAGUUUAUUUAGUUUGCAUGAACAAUUUGUCCCCCCUAGUAAACACAUCAAAGAUGUGCACAAACCACAAACUAAUGUACACUCAGUCACUUCAUUCAAAGAGCUUUGACUUAAUUUUGAUAGGACUCACUAAGUUUUUACACUAUUAUUUAAAAACUACAAGAUCUGAGCUGUACAAGCUGGAGAUCCAACAGAGAACUAGCAUACAGCCUGCAGUGGUGGGGAAAAGCACGGGAUGUGUGUGUGUGUGUGUUUCUGUUUAAUUCAAUUGGCAAAGCUCGUCUAAGAGCCUGCAGAUUAAUUUGAUCCCAGACAGGUUAUAAAUACAUCUUCUGAGCAGAAGACAAAGAACUCGCAGGAAAAGGUUAAGGCUAACAGAGAUAACUCAAACCGUUCCAAUAAACAUGUUCAAUUUCCCUGAUUGUGUCUGACACGGAUAAAGAAGACUUGCUGUUUAAACAAUUACUGAUCAUCAGACUGAUUUGAAAUUGCCUCUUAAAAAGAUGGCUGAGAUAAUCCUCCAACACCUCCUCCUCCUCUCACCUCCACCUCUAGAGGGAUUACAGAGAUUAUAGAGAUUAAAAACUUUUUUGUUCCACUCAAAGAAGAGCUGUGAAACCACACCGGUGAGAGUGGUCAGCCAAAAACAGUCCAGGAGAGAUCCAGACUCCAGAGACAAAAGGAACUGCAGAGUCAGAUGAUACCGCUCUGUGGGUGAUACUGACAGCAAACCGUUAUUAAACCGUGUUAUUUACAUUUGCUCCUGCCCCUGUCAAACAUGCUCUCAGUCCAGGUUGUAAUAAACCAGAAUAUUCCUUCUACAUUUUAUUUUUUGUUCUGUUCUCUUUCUUUUCCAUCACUUUUCAUUUGAUAAUCAUUCCUCUGUUUUUUUGGUCACUGUCACCAGAACUUUUGUUUCUUUAUUCAUUUUCCCUCCUCAUGAAAAAGACUCAAACUGCCACCACACCAACCUCUUCCCUUAAAAGACCAUCCGUAAAGGGCGCCAAAACACACGCUUCUUCCCGAAACGGCCCCAGCUCCAUCCCCAUUAAAGCCAGCAGCAGCACAGGGCCCAGGCAGCCCGGAGUAAGUACAGGUCUGAAUGCAGGUAGAGGUUAGGAUGGAUGGAUGGAUGCCAGUUUCACCCUGCAGAGGUGAGGCGGCUUGAUUGCAUCCAAACCUCCACUGAUUUUGGCUUCACUGCACUAACCAAAGCCAAUCUGGCGCUCAGCUGGAUCAUAAUGAGUGAUUCCUGCAUCCAAACAAACUCGUAUUACUCACCUGCCUUGAGGAAGAAUUCUACUUAUUUGCAACUCCAGUUCCUAAAAGCUGGGACUCUGUGCUGGAACUAGGAUUUGAUGUUUCACAAACUAUUUCAACCCUGUAUUUAACUGAAAAUAGUGCAAAGACAACGCACCAAAUGUUAUUUAUUCAUUAAUUUUUUAAGUUCUGUAAAAAUGUUUGUCAUUUUACAUUUGAUGCCAGCAGGAUGGGGCAUGUUUACCGCUGUGUUGCAUCAUUUCUACUUUUUAGGACUCUCUGUAAACGUUUAGGGACCAAAGAAAUCAGAUUCUGGACUUUUGAAAGUGAAAUCUUGUCAACUUUUCUAUGGGUGACAAGCUGGGACUGCAAGAAGGCCAGUUUAGCACCAGUGCUCUUCGACUACUGAGCCGUUUCCUCUAGACAGCCAUCUAGACUCAAGUCUGUUUUGUGCCGAUUUCUCCAGAUUGACUGAAUCUUUCAGUAUUAUGUGCUGUAGAUGAUGAAAUCUCCAAGUUGUGGUGCAGUAUUGUGAAAUUACCAAACUAUUUGCUCACACAGUCUGGUAUAGAGGGGUGAACCUCUUCUCCUGAUUUCUCAGACACUCUUUUCAGCUCAGAGACUUUAUUUUUGCACUAUUUUCAGUUAAAUAUGGUGUUGAAAUUAUUUGACAACCUUCAAAAUCUGUUUUUAAUCAACAUUUCACAGUGCUUCACAGCUUCUUUGGAGAAGGGGUGACUUAAUAGGGUUGUAUUGUUUGUUUUCAGAGUGGUGCAAAGUCUCAGACCCCAGGAGCCAAAAUCUCUGCGAAACCUGGAGCUCAGCCAGGUAUGGAAAGAGCAUUUGACACGUCACGUACUAAUCCUAUUUUGAUGAAUUACCUUUUAAUUUGUCAUUUCAUAAGGAUUAAGCUUAAAGAAUUACUUAUUAUGUGUCAUAUUUUUUUGUGAUACAGCUAGUGCCAAGAAACCUCCCACUCCAAAAAAUGAAAAAGGUAAAAAAAGGAGAAAAAAAAACUGCAAAAGCACAAAUCAUUAGUGACCGCUUAAAGCCACCGUGCCAAAGUCUGAUCAGGUUAAUCCUGGAUCAAACUUGGGCAGCUUUUAGCCAGCAUAGCUCUAAGUUUCUUUUUUUGAUUGAUCAUUAUUUCUGCAUUAUUUCCUUUAAUCGAUCUGCUGAUCUGCUUCAAACGGCUGACACGGUUCCUUCUCUGAUUGCUUAAGAUGCCAAGAGUGGACAGAGCAGCCCUGGUACUCCUAAGUCUCCCUCUAGCCAAGCGCUCGCUGCAAAGGCAGCAGCCGAGGCCAACAAAGUGAAGAAGGUGGCGGUGGUGCGUUCUACGCCCAAAUCUCCAGGUUCCCUGAAGACCCGCGGGGCUCCUCUGGCUGCUGCUGCAGCACCCAUGCCUGACCUGAAGAACGUCAGGUCCAAGAUCGGCUCCACAGACAACAUGAAACACCAGCCGGGAGGCGGAAAGGUACUGAGACACAGCGUACGCCUCAUACUGCAGACAGUGCAAGCCUCUUUAGUCGUUUGCAGAAGUUUAAGUCCAGUUAACAUUUCUCUAGAUGAAGCUGCAGAGGCAGAUUUUAUCUUAUUGGCUGAUUUCAAACUAAAACGGCAAAUCCAGAGGUCCACCAGUUAAAACAGGUUAGGGUUAGAGCCUCUCUUAAGGCUCGGCUUUCUGCUAUUUUUAAUUGUGAAGCCACUCUUGCGACACUCAGAUGUCUUUCAGGAACAGGUACGUGUUGGCUGCUGUUGGUGUGAUGGCGGUGGAAGUUGCGGCUGUUAAGAUGGUCUUUCCUCAUAAGUCAGAGUAAAUCAAUAAAUUAUGUUUCUGCCAGCUGUCUUAAAAGCUCUUAUCCAUUAACGUGCACACAGCAAGAAAAACGAGCUGUCACACAGACAACAUGCAACCAGUGCAAAAAUGGGGUCAGUCCACAGCAGGGAUGUGGGAGUUUAGUCGACAUAAGAAGGCAGAGAAGACCACGGAGAUUCUCUUAACAUUAGCCACACUUAGAAAACCACUUUUUUAGACACAGAGUAAACUCUAGCUAACGUUAUAGCUCACUUAGGUGAUCUAACUGAACCACUGUCCUGUGCCAGUCAACAUGCAUCAGGUAAGAAUCAGUUUAUCGACAGAAGAAUGUCUGCCUCCAAUAUGGGAGGUGGAAAUAUGCCAAAACAAUCGACAAACACAUCAGCAAGACUUGUAAACACACUAGUUGUUUCACUGCAGAUUCAUGUGAUCCAAUGUUCAGCUGUGAUGGACAAACUGUGUUUUUUGGCUGUUUUCUGGGUGUCAUCUUAACUAUAGACUUGUUAGUUAACAAAACUUCAGUUUCUGUGGAAACAAUUUUAAAAAGUAACCUGGAUAUAAGUCAUCCCAGAACAUUCCUAGUCCACAGUACACAAAACCAUCAUGGAAGCUGGAAAAUCUGGACUUUAUUAAUUGCAGGUGAAGGAACAAAUGUUACGUCUGCAAAUAAUACUAAAAGAAAGUGAUGAUGUAUUUUAAAAUAUGUAAUGAUGUGUGAAUUAAGGAGGAAAUAUUACAUAGAUGAGUUUUAGUGCAGUCUCUGUUUCAAAACUUGUUUGUCAUCACUUGUCGUGCAAAUCAAAGAUGAAUGAAAGCUGCAUGUAGUCAGAGUCGUAUUUACUGAUCUCUACCUGCUGACGGAUUGUUAAAGUCUGGACAAAAAUAAACUCAUGGAUAGUUUGUCUUUAAGAUUAGCGCGGUAACACAAACCUGGUUUGUCUAUAAUCUGAACAAGUGGAAGAAUCUCGACCUGCAGAGGUUUGAGUCUGUAAAUAUGUUUGUAUUUACUGAUCAGAGCUGAGAACUUUUGACGGGACUUAAACUUCAAUCUGUGUUUUUAGUGUUCUGGGUGCUGUCCACACUCUGUCCAUGUACUCUUUCUGUCUGUGUGUGUGUGUGUGUGUGUGUGUGUGUGGUUGAGUCUGAGUGUGUGUUUUGUGGUUGACAAGUGUGUGUGUGAGGUCCAUUUUAGUAUUAAAAGCUCUUCAGUCUUUGUUCUAUUUUUGCGUUGGCUGCAGUCACGUGUCCAAUGUUCUCCUGCUGAAAUUUAGUGGAUGCUGAGUUGUGAUAUUUAUGGACCAAACUAAAUCAUUUAAAGGGCAGAUCAAACAAACACAAGAGAGGAUGAAACUCCAGGACAAAUGGUUUUUAGAUAGUCCUCAGUGGUUGCUUAUCCCUUCCUCCCAUCUCUCCCUAACACCUCCACCUGCAUGCGGUUACACAAACCAGCACACAGCUCUUGUGUCACUACAUCGUCUUCUCCGCUCCACAUCUAAAAACUGACGUUUUCAUUUUUCCAGGUACAAAUCCUUGAGCAGAAGGUGGACUAUAGUAAUGUCCAGUCUAAGUGUGGCUCCAAAGGCAAUAUCAAACAUGUACCCGGUGGCGGCAAUGUGAGUAACUGAGGGAUGAACUCAACACCUGACUCUUGAGUAUCUCUGCAGUUAUGAUCAUCAAAAACCAACGUUUGGUAAAAGACUCAGUGCUCUCUUAUUUGUGCUCUUCAUGUUCAAACACAUGACCUGAAGAUGGAUUUCCCAACAUGCUCAAAAAAACUACUAAUAUGACUCUGAAAUGUUUAGAUUUUUAAUGGAAGUGUUUGUGCUUUUUAAGUUUAAGCUGAAUUUAACCAAUGACCACUGCUGUAAUGCUUCAAAACUAGCAUCUGCAACAUUUAUCUGGUCAUACAAACUAAGCCAGUGGACUAGAACUAACAGAUUUGGCACAAUAAUCCUGUAAUCAUGCACUAAAGUCCUGAAACUAUGACCCAGUAGUGUCACAGAUUGCUCUCUUAUUUUGCAGAGUUAUGGAUGGCAGCUUACAUGAAAUAAGUCCAAAUAUAUUUAGCUUUCCAUCCACUCAUCAUCUUGUUUUUUUUCCUCUGAAGCCGCUCUUUCCCUGCUUUGUAAAUUUUGAUUAUUGUUAUCUUUUCUUCUCACACUCUGCAGGUUCAAAUCCUGGAUAAGAAGCUGGACUUGGCCAACGUCCAAGCUCGCUGUGGCUCGAAAGACAACAUCAAGCACACGCCUGGAGGAGGGAAGGUGAGAGAUUUGGACGCUGAGUCAGGGCUUUGGAUUUUAUUGUCCAGAAAGUGAAGUUUCUAAAUCUUUUAUUUUUCUUUCCAAGUAUUUUCAUAUUCUGCAGAUUUUUAUUCCACUUUGUACUCGAGCUCCACUGCAGGUUUUUCAAUAUUGUACUUUUUCCUCCACUUAAUUUGGUCGGUUUUUAAGUAGAUUAGGUUAAUUACACAAAACAUAUCAAACUAAGCCGAGCUUAACACAAGAUUAUAAUCAAACAUGGAUCCAACCAUUGUUUAGAGGUUUACUUACAGUUUGAAUAGAUUCACUCAGAGAACUUUGUCCACUUUGAGCUGAUUGUGAGUAGGUGCAAAGAGACAAAUACAAAAGAGGAUAAAAUACAUGUGCAGCUCGGCAAAAGAGUCAAAUUUGAAGACACAAAGGUCAAAGCCCACCUAGUUUCCUCUUCUCUUGCUUUUUUACACUCAGAUGUUGGACUUACUGUAACAAAUGUUUCAGUUUUUGCUCAUAGUAGAAUUGAAUUUAUCUCAGAGUUUUUUUUUUAUUGAGAAAAAAAUGAGAUAACCUGAUAGGAUCAUUCUGCACUCAGAGGAAUAUGUUAACUGUGCAGCAAUGACAACGUUCUUGCACUUAUAUCAUCUAUAGCUAUAAUGCACAGGCUGUAGUGGCUGGUAUGGGUUGUCACUCUGCUCAGUCUGGAUAAAAGUUAAGUCCAGUUUUGAAUGCAGGACUUUAACAUGUUAGAGAGAUGCUGCACUGUGGUUUUUGCUCAGGUAAGAGGUCUGAAAGCUUUUUCCACUACUUCAAAGAUCCUUUCACGUCAUUUGAUUUCUCUUGCACACAAGGCUCUCUUCCUUUCUCUCCAGCAGCUUCUCUCAGUGGUUCUCCUUACUUCUGCACUUUUCCAGGUUAAAAUACUUGAACAGAAGUUGGACUAUAGUAAUGUCCAGUCUAAAUGUGGCUCCAAAGACAAUAUCAAACAUGUACCCGGAGGUGGUGAUGUGAGUAACUACGGGAUCUUCUCAUCUCUGCAGUUAUGAUCGUAACACAAACCUUUAAGAUAAAUCAAAGCACUUUCCCCUUCCUGUUUAAUCAGCCAUGUUCACUGGUUAGCUCCCUCUUCCCUGAGCCUCCAGCUCAUUCCUCAAAGAUCUCAUAUCGUUUCAAGCAAAAGGUCCUCACUCGCGGCCUCGGCUGCUGCUUGUUCCUCGGGAUAACAGUCUUUCUUCUCCCACAUAUCACCUUUCUAGGUACAAAUUCUUGAUAAGAAGUUGGACUUAAGCAGUGUGCAGUCCCGCUGCGGCUCCAAAGAUAAUAUAAAACAUGUACCAGGUGGUGGAAAUGUGAGUAGAUAUGGGAUUUGGCCUGUGGCAGGCUGCAGGUGUGCAGCUUCAGCCUAAAACCUUGUUCUUGUCGCUUCUCCUGAAUGCAUCUUCACAAAGGAGCAGGAUGUCCGAGUGCACGAAAAACCUCCUCCGUCUGUGUAAAACCUGUUUCCUCCCCACAGACCUGUUAACACCUCCUAUUAACUGUUUGAUCAUUAAAUGUCCACACACCCUUGAGCAUUACAUACCGACCUCUAGAACAACACUAAACUGUAGCUGCACUUGACUAGCGGUAGUUCUGUCUCUGCACGUCCUGAGCCCCUGAUCAGCAGUAAUUGUUGUUGUCUUUGUUAGUGUGCGGUCAUUGUUCCAGCUCACAGUGCCUCUGCACUCACAGCUAACAGCGUUAUGUAAUGCUCAUGGUCCGAUGUAAGUUUGAUGUUUAAUCUGUGCUUGUUGGUUUGACAAAGAUAACAAUUUUUUGCCCCAUGAAUCUGGCCUCAAGACAACAUUAACGGAGGCUCAUUUUCACCAAUUCAGUAAAAAGAAGAUCCUGUGAGUCAGAAUAAUAACACAAGUUUGUAUCCCCAAAAAGGUUCAUAAAUACUAACAUAUUACUGUAAAAAAUAGUACAGUAUUCAACAAUUAUGACCCAGUAUCUCUAUAUUGACAUAGUGAGGGAUGACAUGAACAGUUUAGUUAUUCAUCAACAUAAAAAUAAGAUGGAUCGUGUCUGUCCUCUCCUCCUCCUCCUCCUCACUGCUGCUCAGACAUACACAGAAGUAGCAGUGAAAGCAGGGACUGUAACUCUGACAGUGAAAACCCUCAAACAGGAGCAGAGUGAGAAAAGGGGGUCACUGAAUUCACUGAGACACCUGGACACGAGUACAGGAACACAUCACAUGACCUGCAGCGCUCACUGACGCUCACUGACACACACGAACACAGGUGAUCCCUGAUAGGAGUCAAAUCAUCCACCUGUUUCAUUUAAGUUUCAUGUAAAGACAAUAUUUUAUAUUCCUCAUCAAAUAAUCGAAUGUUAGUUGCCUUAUAUAGUGUAACCUUUUCUUUAUACUGACUGACAGGAUCUUCUUUCCCACUGUUUUUGGCAGAGGCAGGCUUCCAUACAAACUGCAUGACUCCACUGAUCCAUGCUAUGAGCUGCAUGAUCAGAUACGAUUCAUGACUAGAAAUUUGAUCUUUCAAGGAUUCUCAAGUCCCUCAUAAGAAGAACUAAUAGUAUCAUAAAUUUGUGAGGAGAGGAGACUCUCCGCGGAAACAAAGAGUCCCUGUCCUCGGCCUCUCCACCAAACUGUGCCUGUUGUCGUGAGCUCUGAGAUGACCUCAGCUCGCAGACUGAGCACUUUGUGUCAGGAGGCGAGCGGCCAUGACAGGAGAGCCUGAGAUGAGGUCACUGAGAUGACUUUAAUCUUCAAUCAACACCAGCGUGUCAAAGAAUGCAGAAAAUGAUUGGUCCAACUUAAAGUUAGACUCUUUUUCAUUAAACUAGAUCUUUUUUUCUGCAUUUUAACUUCUAACAAAUGUCACAAUGGUCACAGACGGCAUCACGAGACUUCAAAUUUAAUCCAGUUUGUCUUGAUGUGUUCAGUUUGAUCAACCUGUGUUUUCCUCCAUCCUCUCUGUAACAGUUUCAGAAGACUAACAGGCCAGUUGUUUCUCAGAUCAGUCCCUCUGUAGAUGCAUGCUUAGUGAAUCCGUGGUGAGAUGUUUCUCUGACAUUUCUCUGUCCUCUGCUUUGUUGCCUUCACAGAUUCAAAUUGUGCACAAAAAGAUCGACCUUAGCAACGUUACAUCUAAAUGUGGAUCGAAAGACAAUAUUCGUCAUAAACCAGGUCAGUAUAUCUCUGUUGAUUCUUCUGAACAUGUUUGAACAAGUCAAAGGUCUACUUGUGAUUUAGUCAACAAAAUGAGAAUAUUACAAUUUUGUUUAUACAUGUGAAAUACUGGUGAUUAGAACAGAGCGGGGAUGUCGAUGAUGAGGGAGGAGUUAUGUAGGAUCUUUAAGGGUUUUUGGGGCCAGUGUGUCAUUGGUCUUAGAUAAGUUGGAGGAGGCUGGCUUGCAUUUAUGAUUUUAUUUCAGUGAGGUAUUUGGUCAAUGUGAAGAAGGUUGUUGUGAUAAUGAAUACGACAGAGAUCAGGGUUUCUGCAGGUUUCAACAAGUAAAAUUUAGGACCAUGAUAAAUACAAUUUAAGAUCCAUUUUACAUCCAUACUGUCAAUAAAGUACAAAAAAAGGACGGGAAAUCGGUAAAUUUUAAACUAACUUCAAAUCAAUCUUUAUUUGUAAGGAACAUCGAUACAUUUUUAAGACUUUUCAAAUAUGUAUUGAAGAGAUUUUAAGAGAAUUUUAGACAUUUUAAGGACUUAAAUUCAAAUUAUUGGAUUUUAUACGUUUGAAGACUUUUUAAGACCCAGCAGAAACCCUGGGGGACGCCUUGGGACAGAGAAGCAGUGAAGGACACAUAGUUAUUUAUAUUUAUGAACUGUGAUCUCUUUCAUUGUAUGCUUCAUUGUGCUCUGAGAAAAAAUAUUGUGCUUUUAAAUUUGCCUUUGCAACAGCUGUAGUUGCUAUAUAAGUUUAAAAUGAAGAAAAACAAAGUGUGAUCAGCUUUAAAAAUACGACAUAUUUCAAUUUCCAACCCGACUUUGUUUUUCCGACUUUUGUCAAAGAGAAAUUUACCAAGCAGGUUUUACUGAAAACAGUAUUUGCAGGCCAAAUAGGUUUGUGAUUCUGUUUCCUUCUGUUUUCAGGUGGUGGAAAUAUAGAGAUCAAAAACGAGAAGCUGGAGUUUAAAGUCCAGUCUAAGGUUGGCUCUCUUGACAACAUUGGCCAUGUUCCAGGAGGAGGACUGAAAAAGGUACAAACACUAACUUUAAAACACACUUCACUCCUUCCUACUGUUGUCCAUCUAUAUGUUUCAUUCUCGGCCACUUCUACUGCCAAAGCUCAAAGCUCACAGCAUGAAGGUGUGCUCAUUACAGUCCUAACGACGACCUGCAGAUACACAGUACCUGAACGCAGCAUGAACAGCAGAUCGCUCAGAGAGCUGUUGGUCUCAUUUUCAGUUUUGCAGGUUUUGCUGGGUGAAACAUGGUCAGCAACACAGCAAGGUUCACACCUCACCAACAGAACCACUCAGAUCAUCUCAACAUGACUAUUCAUAACAACUGAAACUACUUUAGCCACACAGUUUCCUAUAGUUUAUUUCCACACAGUUUAAAAACAAGUUCAGUUCAAAAACUAUCAGACCAGUUUCUUCUAAAUACCCAAUAACAGGAGAAAUGUUAAAACACUUAUCUGAGUCAUCUUCAGGCUAUCACAUGAUAAUUCAUACACAUCAACAGGGGUUUGCAGCCUUCUCCUAACCCUGGGUACCAUCUACCACGCAACUACUUGAAACAGAAGAGCACCAAUACUGUCGCUUUAGUACAUCCCAAAUUCCAAAAAAGUUAGUACGCUGUGUAAGAUGUCGACAAAAACAUAUUUUUUACAGUUUAGAAAUUGUUGAAAAUCUAAAUUUAAUUGAAAUAGUGCAAAGAAAUGCAGAAAUGUCUGAGCAAUGCUGACCGAUACAAACAGGUUUUGAAGAAACUAUUUUGGAUUUGGGGUUGCAUAAAGUAUGUGCUCAACAUGUGGAGUCAUACAACUAAACAACUUUCACAUGCAGAUAUUGCAGCCUGGUUUGCACAAUUUUAAUUAAGUUGUUUAUGUGGUUGCCUCAAAGAUACAAAUGCCAACAAUUAAACUUUCCAAAGAAUCAAACUGUCAGUUGAUGUGGUACAUGCUGGUAUUUGUCCCGUUGCACAUAUAGUUGUCAAUAUGGAUGUACUGCUUACAGACUGCAAAAUGCAAUCCCUGAAAAGACAUUAAAACUAUAGCUAUCAUAUCAAAUCACGGCAUGACAGCCUUGGUAUUAAAACAAAGGCCUUUUUGUGGUCGAUUGCACCCUUUGAAGAUUACACAUAAGAAGGACGGUUUGAAAUAAAUUUCACCCACAGAAAUCUGAUCAGUGUUGUGGUUGCUUUCAUUUUCCUCACCAUCAGUUUCAUCAUACAUAUUUAUUUGCGAGACAGACUUCAUUUAUAUACUGGAGCACUUUGAUAAAUCUGUAACUGAUCUUUUAGGCUUAAGAAAUGUCUCCUCUGCUUCACAAAGUACACUUGUAGCUGCAUUUUGAUUUUAGGCGGUCUGGUUUUGUGGACAUUAAAGAUUAGUGCAUUAAAGCGUUCGGUAAUAAGGUUUCAAAGCCCUGCCGGGAAUCGUUUCUUACCCACAAUCCAGCAUGAUCGUGAUGGUGGUGACAUCAUAUCUGAUAUUACUGCCAGGGUUCACAGAAAACAGACAUUUUCAGAGAUAAUAUCGCACAGCUAAGUUAUGCUCACCCUUCCCUCCUUUGAGUUGGCACUAGUGCUUCUCUCCCUCUUUUGUUUCCAUUUCCUCCAUCCAGCUAUUUUUGUCUUCAUUAUCAUUUUUUAAUUCUUCUAUUUUUUUGGGCCAGUUAUUUCUUCAUGUAUUGUGUUGCGUUUUGAUUUCUGUUGAUGCCAUCACGUGUAUUUUUGUUGCAUGCUUUGUCAUUUCCCUUGCUGGGGGCUCCUCUGUAGAGGGACAAGGGGAAGGAAGCAGAGGGGAGCACCUCCGGCACCCCCUCCAUCCCCUCCCCUGCUGUCACCCCCCCUCAGUCACCUCAGACUGUCCCUUCAGCACCCAUCACACCUAUCCUGACGAACCCCCUCAUAAAGAUUGAGGACUCCUGUAAGUACUCACCAGCUGUGUGUUGUUAGAUGCUUCAAACUGCUGCACAAUGUUUAAACUUGUCAAAGAUAAUAGCAGUUUUCAACGAUAAAUCGAGAGACCAGUAGAAGCAACAUUAACCCUUUAAUGCCUUUUGUAUCAUAUUUGAUACAUACUUUUAUAUACUUCUAUCAAAUCAAUAUGAUCAACAAAUUACUAAAAUAACACUUGAAUACAGUCCGAUAUAUGAUAAAAAUGUCCUCCUAUAGUUUAUCAGUUUCCAAAAACAUCUCAUGUAUCAAACAAGAUAAAUAAUUAUAUUUAUAAAAUUUUAUGGAUGUGAAGUAAGUGAAAUAAAUAUUUCAGCCCCCCAAAAAUUUGAAUUUUCUGGCCAUAAUUUGUGGUUUUGGGCAUUAAAGGACUACAAAAAUAUGACAUUGAAUUUAAAAAGAAGAGGAAAACAGAUUCUGAUAAUCUUGUUCCCACAAGAUAACUAGAGAAAAUUCGAGAGUUAACCUAAUGGUCCUCCUGGAUAUAGAGCUCGUUACCAAAUUUACAAAUCUUUCUACAGAACAAAAGAAGGGAACACAACGUACACAUCCUGUUCAGAAAAAUAUGUUUUAGUAAAAAAUAAUAAAAAUGGGACGUUUUGACAAGGUAGCCAUCAUCUUUCCGUUUUCAACUGCGGCCGUUACCGCGACAAACACGGACGCGUUUUGCUAACAGUCAUUAGUAAGCACGGUAACACCUUUAAGCAUAACACCAGCUCGUACGAGCUAGCGGCUACCUGCCGCUAACCGCGUUUUACUUUAUAAAGCAGGAGUAGCUUACCUUCAUGGUGUCAGUGCAGCUCUUCUCGUCUGUUUUCUCCGUCUCAACGCUCCUCAUCCAUCCAAAAAAACACCGGUUUCGUCGAGACGACGUCUGUCACUAUGGUUGCUAGCAUCGAUGUUUCCGGGAUUAGCUAACGACGCCAGUUGUUCCCUCACGGUCCCUGUCAGUAACAAAAAUAAGGUGGUCAAUAAAUAGUUUAUUGACACGAUUUUUUUGUGUGCUUCAUAAUACAUCUGACUUUUGUCGCCCUUUCAAGCCAUAUGCUGAAAUGGUAAAAACAAAACGAACACUUCAUACCGAAGAACGACUGGUAACGGUCAACGGUCACGCUCGGUGGCGUCACUUUAACGUCAUUACGCAAUGGAACUUUUUUUUUUUUUUUUUUUUACGCAAUGGAACUCCUCGUCAGUGUAUUUCUUUUUUUAACUUUUUUUUCCUUUUUUUUUUAAAUUUACUUACAGGCCAGGUAGAAUUUUUGAGAUGUUUGUACAGUAUUCACGGUUCAGUCAUAAAAACUUCAUCGUAUGUAUUUUGCAUUUUCUACUGAAAACGUACUGAUGUCAGAUGGAAUCAUUACCACCACUGCAUUUGUAAAUGUAAAUGUUCUUUAUUUAUACAGCCCUUUACAACAACCCUUUCAGUGAACCAAAGUGCUUUACAAAAGAAAAUAAAAAUGAAUAAAUAAAAACAAUAAAAGCAAUUUAAAAAGAAUAAAAUACAGUGCAAUAACAUAAAGUGUCACCAAGCUACUGGGUAUUAAAAGCCAGCAUAAAUAAGUAUGUUUUCAAUGGAGAUUUAAAAAGGCUCAGGUUGGAAAUUAGUCUAUUUCAGUGGGGCCAGAAACUGAAGAGGCUCGGUCACCCCAGUGCUUGUGUUUUGACCCAGGCACCUGGGUAGGCAGGUGUCUGUUUCAUUAUUCAGCUUAUCCAGAUGUCCACUAGAGGGCGCCCUUCAUCCUGUCAGAGUAACACUUCAUGCAGCAUGAGUGACCUUCUCCUGUGGUUCCGCUGCAGAUUGAGAGCCACAAACUGAGCUUCCGUGAGACAGCCAAGGCCCGCACUGACCACGGCGCUGAGAUCGUCUCUUUGGAAGACUCCCCCCACCAGCUCAGCACCGUGUCCUCCUCCGGCAGCAUCAACAUGGCCGACUCCCCGCAGCUCUCCACGCUGGCUGACCAGGUGUCCGCCUCCCUGGCCAAACAAGGCUUGUGA